AUGAAGGCGGCCGGGGCCGGAGAAUGGGGACGCGAGGCAUCAUUGGGAUCAGACCUGGGAAGCAUGAUGCAAGAGAAUGGACCCAGCGGUGGGAAGAUGAAGCGUAGAAAUGACGCGCAUUAUGUCCAUGACAGGAUGAUGGAUUCAUGGCUCGGGCCCUCAUGCAUUGAUGGCACCGCCUGGAAGGGCUGCCAACUCAUAGGUUGCAAUCCGGGUCCCAACGUCCAAUCAGCUGCUACAUCGGGCAGUAUCGCUAAGGACGAUCGAUCGAUUUGGCCGCAGAUUCAGCACAGGCUCCCAGUCGUUAAUAUUUCGGUCAACCAGAACCAGGAGAGCAACUUCACGGAACUCAACGAGAGACCGUGUGGGGACUCGGUACUAGACAGGGAAUUGUGGGGCUUCAUCGGAACCGGCCAGAGCCGUCACACCCGGAGUACGGGCCAACCGACUGUCUGUGAUACUGUCUGUCGGCAGAGCGUCAUAGUGAUGAAUCUGAUAACCAAAUCAUUGUUGGGAUGCGAGCUCAGCCUCUUGGCAGCUUUCUACGUUGUAGUUCUAUUCAUCGGUCCAAGCGUCUACAACCUACCCUUAUGCAACGACACGCAUCGAUUGUCGUCCGUCGUACAAACGAUGGUAUUAUAUGUAGUUAGUUGCCGUUUGGAUACGGGCCAUAUCCAACGGUCCGGCGCCAGUCCAGAGUCCUCUCAUUUUAAGUGUGACAACCGGGUUGGUGAUUGGCUCCACUCGGACUAG
Sodiomyces alkalinus F11 is the source of this 753-nucleotide messenger RNA. RefSeq lists its product as hypothetical. Bases 1 to 753 code for a protein of 250 amino acids. The record is from RefSeq and is a predicted model, not a curated record. Lineage: Eukaryota; Fungi; Ascomycota; Sordariomycetes; Glomerellales; Plectosphaerellaceae. The transcript has 7 exons.